AGAGAUAGCGUAUGGUUGAAUGGGAACCUGCAGAUACGGGGUCGACUGUAUCAGCUCGUGGCCCUAGGGGGGUGGCUGGACGUGCAGAUGUAAUGGGGGCAGGCAGACAAUCUGCAGUUUCAUCAAACAAACUUACAGCUGUUGCUGGCAGUCAUGGAAACAGAUGGAACUUGAUCAUAAAGCCUCCAAAGCCCACCGCCGGUUGCUUACAUACAGAGAAACAGUCACUGUACAAAGCAAAUGUAUCAGAGAAAAGAUAUAACUGAGUGAUAGUAGGUAGGAGUUGUACAACAAGUAUUUCCCGGAUCCAAAUCAUACCUAUCGUCUGAUAAUCUGCAUAUUCAGGUAUUCAAGCUUACAUGCUUAAGAACGGUGUCAGAUGUCGUCAUUGCUUUUCUCCCUCAGCUCCCGAUUCACUCUAUCGCAACAUAAUUCCAACUAUGCUUCCAAC
This is a messenger RNA of Amorphotheca resinae ATCC 22711, 451 nucleotides long. RefSeq lists its product as hypothetical. Bases 12 to 266 code for a protein of 84 amino acids. The record is from RefSeq and is a predicted model, not a curated record. The transcript is spliced from 2 exons. Lineage: Eukaryota; Fungi; Ascomycota; Leotiomycetes; Helotiales; Amorphothecaceae.